Messenger RNA from Gymnodraco acuticeps, 2860 nucleotides. It is a transcript of the gene baiap2l2a, whose product is annotated as BAR/IMD domain containing adaptor protein 2 like 2a. Gene Ontology annotation, molecular function: protein binding. The coding region runs from base 123 to 1403 and encodes 426 amino acids. Gene Ontology annotation, cellular component: cytosol; nucleoplasm. The transcript is spliced from 14 exons. The record is from RefSeq and is a predicted model, not a curated record. Gene Ontology annotation, biological process: plasma membrane organization; positive regulation of actin filament polymerization; actin crosslink formation. Lineage: Eukaryota; Metazoa; Chordata; Actinopteri; Perciformes; Bathydraconidae.
CUCCACGUCCAGUUUAAUACUAUUAUCUCCAUUUUUACAGAGGCUGUGGUACAAUUGUCGGAUUAUUUAAAACCCUGCAAACCUUUCUCAAGGCUUCGCUGACAGCUACUGCGGAUAUAAACAUGUCGGGGAUGAAUAGUGAUCAGCUGUAUCGCUCCACCAUGGGGAUUUACUCGAGCUUGAUGGACGACUUCAACCCAAGCCUACAGAAACUGGUCUCACUGGGAAACAGCUACGUCCAAGCUUUCCAGGAUCUGGCAGUAACCAGUGAGGCCUACUUCAGUGCACUUUCAAAGAUUGGGGAGAGGGCUUUCCACACCAUAUCCUCACGCUCCCUAGGGGAUGUCCUGAUUCAGAUCUCUGAGAGCCAAAGAAGACUCACUGUGGAGUUGGAUGGAGUAUUCCGCUGGUUCACUAUGGAGGUUCUUCAGGAGAUGGACAACAACAUUAGACAGGACAGAACUUAUAUAUCAGACAGCAAGAAGCAUUAUGAGAUGGAAGUGCACAACCAGGCAGUGUCUAUGGACCGACAGCUGAGGAGAGGAGCCAACCAGGAUUGCAGUGAGUAUGUGCAGUUCCUCAGGGAGAGCCACAGCGAGGCUUUAAAGGAGGAGGAGAGGCGAUACCGCUUCCUGUCGGAGAAACACUGCGGCCUGAUCCAAUCCAUCGCACACCUCAUGAAUAAGACAGGAGGGUCUCUCCAGCAGAGGGCUGAUGCCUGGACGGAGGAGGUGGGGGCCACCAGAGGACCAGAGGCCAGACGCCCUACUUCUGUGGAAAACUUGAUGUCGAUGAAAGAGGACAUGAGGAAGAGCAGAGAGGAGCUUCCCCUCGGCAAAAUACCAUCAAGGGCUCCGUCUCCCGUGGGAAGCGUGUCUCGCUCUACAGGAGGAAGGUCCACGAGGGCCCGGGUGGCCCACCAGCCCAGCGGCUCCAACCCCACCCUGCUGCCCUUCAGCAGGGGCGAGACGAUCUCUGUGCUGGUCCAACAGCCCAGGAACGGCUGGCUGUACGGAUGCGCUGACAGCAGCUCACGUCAGGGAUGGUUUCCAGCCUCCUAUGUGGAGCAGGUGGACGAUCCUCCAACAGCACCCAGCUCUGGACACUCAUCUCUCCGAAGCAGUAACGCCAUGAGUAACCUGCUCGACCAAUCGGGAGGCAGCAGCUACAGCGGAGCCCCGCCCCCUCCACCUCCACCUCCUUCAUCGUCCAGUAAUCAGUACGAGAUGCGGCCAAUCACACCGACUCCUGACAAAAGGGCUGAGUCUAAUUCAGAAAAAAAGAGAAAACCACAUGCAUCACAACCAGAACUUUUCCCGAGGGGUACCAACCCAUUUGCCACCAUUAAGCUGAAGGCCACGUCAACCGAUGACAGAUCGGCCCCUCGUGUACACCGACGAUGACAUCUUUACCCCAAACAAGCGCUUUCGAGGGGUUUAAGAGUUUACUUUUACCGUUAAAAAAUAGCUAAGCAUAUACGGUCGAAAGUGACUGAGUAAAUCUUGAGGUGAGGCUGUUCAUCAUUUCAUACCUUGCCCAUAAAACACUUUGUUUGCUGAAGAAAGAGGGCGAAAAAGUAUAAAUAUUUUAUCAUUCUUGUGUUCGCACAAAGAGUGUAGAUUUUAAAAAGCGUUUGAAGGACCACUUUUCUAACCUUUUAUAAAAGCUUUUAACUUUGAAAUGCCUUUAAAAUUGUGAAUAAAUCAUGUAUUGACAAUCUUUUUAAGUGAUUAGUCAGUUUUUCUGGGAAAACCUGUUGUUUGAUCCUUUCUAAUUGGGAUUAAUACAGUUUGGAAAGUUGGUUAUUUAAGCAAUAGCUCACAACUUUGUUAGUUAGUUAGUUUCGUAACGGAUGUAAUGUAACAGUUGUAACGGUUGUAGCUUUUCUCACACGGAGGGAAACUGAGUUGUUGUGAAAAGUAACUACAAUUCUACCCGUGAUAUACGCUCAUUAUAUCACGGCUAAGAACCAAUCAGAUUGCUUGAUUUGACUGUCUGUUUCAUAACUAUUGAUAAACACUCGUAGGUUUCUCACUUUUCUACAGAGCUCAUACUGUAUGGUCCAAAGUGAGUAAGUGGACCUUGAGUAGAGUCAGUUUUUCCCUACUUUGCUAUACAACAAUGUUUGCUAUAAAAAGUAUAAAUAAUGUAUAAUUAUUGGGUUUGAGCUGUAGAGAUACAUGUAUAUUUUUAAAUCUUGGUAAACCAACAAACUACAUGUUUUUUAUGCUUUAAUGGUUAUAUCCUUGUUGUUUUCAUCAUUCGUUGGCUCUGGUUUUACUUACACUUUUGUAAUAAUUAGGGUCUGAACAUUAGGUCUUAUGACCCUAUUGGAAUCACAUUAUUUGUUAUCAUUAUAAUUGACCAAAUGGAUUGCAAAUUUGAGGGCAUAAACAUGUGGAAAUAUAUAUUUAUUUUUUGCAGAAAAUUCAAACCUGGUGGAAAUGUACGUAGAAUUGGGUUUUCGUGAAUGGCCGUGCAACAGCGCCACCAUUAUUAUCAAAUAUCCUACAUGUACUUCAUAAAGAAUCUCUGUGAUACAAAUGUGUUAAUGUAAUAUACAUUCAUAUGUACAUAUAUCUUCUUAUCAUUUCUUCUUUGGUGUACUGUAAUUCGGACAGGAGAUGACAUGUGAAUGACUUUCAUAUCGAAAUAAAUAUCUUGUGUAAAGUUGAGAUGAGAUAAAUAUCAUUUAUAUCUAAAGGAUUGAUGCAUGAUAAAUAUUAUUUUUAUGUUUUUACUGCUAUUAUAUUGCAUUUCCACGCCUUUUCUCUACAUGUUCCACCAAAUGACAUCCAUUCAUACAUAUUCAUUGAAACGUUAAUUUACUUUGUGAAAUGAAAAUGUAACCUCUGGCAGA